GGUCAAUAUCGUCUGCGCCAAAUAAACAAAAUGGCAUCGAAGGGAAAAGGUAAAACGAAAAACGCCAAAAAGGAGAAAGUUGUGGAGGAAAUUCCUUUGGUGACAGACGAAAAGAAAGAUGAAGAGUUGGAUGAAAAGCUGGACGAAGUUGCGACCGAAGAAGGGACUGCUGAUGAGUUGGAACCACCCAAAGAACCGACACCCCCGCCUGAUUACGACGAACCAACACUGGCAGAAUUGAUUGUCGAGAGUUUUGAGGGAGAGAAAGUACGAGGACUCUACGAUGGUGAGGGGUCAGCAUACUUCAGUGGUGGCCAUGUGUUUCAGGGUCAAUUUUCACAGGGAUUAAUGCAUGGCAAGGGUAGAUACACGUGGAGUGAUGGUCUUCAGUAUGAGGGUGAUUUCAACAUGAAUGAGAUCACUGGUAAAGGCUUGUACACUUGGCCUGACAAGAGCACGUAUGAAGGGGAGGUUGCGAAGGGCCAGCGGCAUGGCCAGGGUGCUUUUAGAUGUACAUCAGUCCCAUCCUCUUACACAGGGCAAUGGAAUGGAGGAAAGAGGCAUGGAACUGGAAUCAUUCGCUAUGAUGUCGAUGGUUUAUCGUUCUACGAGGGCGACUGGGUAAACGACAUGCGUCAGGGAUAUGGUGUCCGGCGUUAUCGCAGCGGCAAUGUCUAUGAAGGGGAAUGGAUGGCUAAUAAUCGUCAUGGCCAGGGUAUCAUGAGAUGGGUGGAUCUAGACGAGUCUUACAAUGGCCAGUGGGUUAAUGGCAUUCAGGAUGGUCAUGGUGAACACACAUGGUACUUAAGAAGGCUACCCGGAUCCCAGUACCCACUGCGUAAUCAAUACAUAGGUGACUUCCAACAGGGCAAGCGUCAUGGCUAUGGGGUGUUUCUCUAUGCUAAUGGAGCCAAGUAUGAAGGGGAGUGGAUGGAGAAUAAAAAAUGUGGAAGGGGGCUGUUUACAUUCAAGAAUGGUCGGAUCUUUGAGGGAGUGUUUGUGGACGAUAGAAUGGCAGAGUACCCAGCCUUCAGUAUGGAUGGUGCUAACACUCCAGAUAUUACACAUAUAAGGACAAGGACUCCAGAUCCAUCCGGACCAGGAUUUGGUGAUGUAACAUCCCGUAGUGAUUCCAGUCGUAAUACACUGGGCCCAAGUUUAACCCUAGAGUUGGAUCACUUGCUGACUGAAUUCAACGAGAAUGAUCGGGAUGAAGAAAUCAGACAGGUCAUGUUUGUUGUUCUACGCCACAUCACAACCUUCAAGAAGGUGUACAAUUUCUACGGCAGUCUUGGCCAUGAUGCGUCGCCCGACAACACAUUCAUCAUGACCAGACUACAGUUCUGGCGCUUCCUCAAGGAUUGUCGCUUUCACUACAGUGACUUGACCAUCAUGGAAAUGGACAGAAUCUUAGCUCCAAACAAGACAGUGAUGGAUAUUCAUAAUCCGCUGGACAAACUACUGAUGAGAGAAUUCCUCAAUAACCUAAUUACUCUGUCUUAUCACCUCUACCAGGAGGAAUGCACGAGCGAGAGUGGGACGGUGCUCUCAUGGUGUCUUGCUAAAGCUAUGACGGAUAACAUCACCCCAGCUGCCUGUGAUGUACAAGGGACGUUCCUUUAUGAACCCAGACGGGCUGUCAAUGCAUUGGGGUAUAUGGAUCGAUGCUGGGAAAUAUAUUGCUCCGUCUGCUCAACAAACAAGCAUGUUCCUUAUGAGCCCACUCUGAAGAUGAGAGAAUUCCUGUACAUGCUGAAGGACUACCGGCUCAUCAACGAAACCUUGACUCCCAAACGGAUCUUGGAAGUUCUGUCAGUCGAUGACCCAGGGGCGUAUGAUUCUCACGGAUGUAACUUGGAGCUGGAGAUGACAUUUCUAGAGUUCUUUGAGGCAUUAAUUGGUUGUGCAAUGAUCUAUGUAACUGAAGAUAUAGUAAAGGAUCCCACCACACCAAGACCAAGCACUGUCAUCUCUCAUACUCACAGUAGCUACAGUGGAACCACUGGGGCCUCAGCAUCAAGGGCUAGUCAGCCACUCGACGAUAGCGAAGAGCAGGGAACCACUGGUCCUGGUUCCCCACACCAUACAGGAGGCACAUCAGAAUCCAUGUCCCCCGGACCUCGGAUCGCCUCCUCGCUAGAUGCCACCAACAAGGGCUCAAACUUGGAACUGUCUGCGACAAAAGUAGAGGGUUCCAUAGCAACAGGCAGCCAACACACAGAUAUUGGCCAAGAUGCAAGUAAUGUAACCGUGGAGCCUAAGACACUCAAAUCUGAUACAUCAGGUCUUGGUGUUUUGUCUCACAAUGCUCCUAGAGCUUCUUCAGUGAGCGGUGAGGAUACACAGCAAGCACAUCUACUACAAUCCAUGCUCUCCAUGGGAGCAGAACAAAAUGAAGAACCAGAAGAGGAACCGGAGGAAGACAUGGACGAGGAGACCAGAGAGUUCAACUUCUGGACGCAUCAGAUUCACAUUUUCUUCAUCCGCAAACUCUUCCGAGCCAAUGAACACAUGGCCAAGCUCACUGAGACAAAGAAAGUCUUACUGGAAGAAAGAGAGGCUGCGGUCAUUGAAGCCGGGAAGCAGAGAGAACUAAGAAUCCUAGCCUACGAAGCCGCCCGUGAAGUAGAACGGCUUGCGGCCGAGACUAAGGCCAAAGAGUUAUCCGCAGCCGCAUCAGCUUCUGGAAUGGAGUCUAAGGAUGGAGAUAUUGACAGCAGGAGUUCUCACGACACAUUAGCAUCACCAACCAAAGGAAGAUAAGAAGAAAGUUGGCCUUUGACCAUUUGGACCAAUUGUUAUGCAUAUGUUGAGAUACACCAAGUGAGAAUACUGGUCUUUGACAAUCCAAAGGUGUCCAUCCGUCGAUUUCACCAAACUCUUCCCAACUUAGGAUUAGUCAUAGGACUAGUUAAUUUAUCCGAAUACAUAAGGACGCAUUGAAUCCAUUCUAAGGUAAGACGGGUUACUCGUCCGAACUCGAGAUUAAUCCUAGCGUUUUGUGAAAUCGUCUACAGUUCUUUUUUAGCAUCACCAACCAAAGGAAGAUAAGAACAUUGACCUAUGAACUCUAGCAUAAUCCAACCAUUGACCCUGAAAAACUGUUCCCCUGAAUAUAGAAUUGUUGACUUUUUUACAAACCAACUUUGCUGCAAGAUGGUCCUGAAGAAGAGAAAGAUUAAGUAGCAACCGUGGAGAAAAAGGAGAUAGUUAUCAUAAAAUGUCUUCUUUGGUAUUUUUGAGUGUGUUCUCGUUUUAUUUUUGUGCAACUGACUCCCACAUUGAGAGACCUUGGUUACACAGGAGUGGUGCGUAACGACAAGGGUCUACAAAAUACUUCGUUAAAUAAAUAAAAAAAAUCAGUGGGUGCAGGUUAUGUUAAAUGUAUUAAAGUAGGAUUUGACAUUUUGCUGAGGAAACAAAAUAUUAAGGGGUUAAAAAGAUGAAUCAAAAGACAUUUUGGGAAAACAUUCAACCAUUUAAAAGUAUUCAAGAAACAUUUCUUGUCGCUUCAAGCAGCAGCCAAUGGUCAUCCAACAACAAAUAUAGAUCUUGAAAGUGAAUUGACACAAAAAGUUCAGAUUUUGAUGUACUUAUUGGCUCUAGCCUACCCAAUCCCCUCCACAAAUAUAGGAGAUUGCCUCUGUGCCCACUGGUAAUUGCCUUGGUGCCCUUUUAAUGCUCCAGUAGAAAUGUAUAAAUUUCCUCAUAGAGUGUCCUUUACCAAGGAGGAAAUGCCUUGGUGCCCUUGCCCUUCCGAAGUAUAACUAAGAAGGGUUUGGGGGUUAUACCAAUCAGAUCAAACUUAUGUCACAUCGAAAUAAAUACUUUAAUAUACUUCAUGCAUGCAAAAGUAUUCACAAGUUGUAAUAACUGUAAAUAAAUCGUUUGAAUAGCGUUUUCAUAUUUCUGUUUUUUUUUAUCAAAUCUCCAUGUAAAUAUGUGUGAAUCCGUCCACAAACAUCAAGUUAGUCAUGUUGGUGUAUAUACAGUUAUUUGUGUAGAAUUCUGAAUAAGGAAUCAGUUUAUCAGUUUAUAAAGUCAUUAAAGUAC
Molecule: messenger RNA, 4053 nt
Organism: Asterias rubens (European starfish)
Lineage: Eukaryota; Metazoa; Echinodermata; Asteroidea; Forcipulatida; Asteriidae
Product: radial spoke head 10 homolog B-like
Exons: 18
Coding region: 31-2763 (910 amino acids)
Source: RefSeq, a predicted model, not a curated record